Amphimedon queenslandica is the source of this 1255-nucleotide messenger RNA. RefSeq lists its product as uncharacterized. The coding region runs from base 14 to 1255 and encodes 413 amino acids. NCBI's taxonomy places the organism in Eukaryota, Metazoa, Porifera, Demospongiae, Haplosclerida, Niphatidae. The transcript is spliced from 4 exons. The record is from RefSeq and is a predicted model, not a curated record.
UACCUCAGCAAAAAUGUCAACCAAACCAGAGGAGCUGAAGAGUGCCUUUGACAGAGAACUUAAUAUUAGUGAUUUUCAAUUGGUAUGGGAAAAAGCUGGUGUUCUUUCAGGACGCUGGGACUCUAUUGGUAUUCUGUUAGGAAUCAGCCCUAAUAAGAUAGAUGAGAUUGAAGCAGAAGGCAAGCCGCCAAGAACUUGUCUACGGAAAGUAUUUGAUUGCUGGUUGAGUAGGAACUAUGACUAUAAGAGUCAUGGUGUCCCUACAUUAAGAAUGCUGUGUAACUCCAUUAAAAGUAAUAGUGGAGGAGCUGAUCCAGCUCUAGCUGAUGAAAUAGCAAAAGAAUAUGCCAUUAAUCUUAUUAGUAGUGGAGAAGCUACUACAUCACCAGUUGAUAUUUCAUCUUCUAAAGAAGGUACUCCAACUGUUGAGUUACCAGUUCCUACUUCACCUCAAUCUGAGUCUUCAGUUGUUUACGUUAAGAAAAAAUCAAUUGAAUAUUUACCUAAAAAUACAAUGGCACGAAUGAUUGGAGACCUAAAAGAAAUUUACCUUGAUAAUAUGUAUCAUACAGAGAAGUCUUUUUGUUCUAUUGAUGUCUCAGAAGUUGUUGAUUUUACUCAACAUUACAUCUCACUUUUACUCAGUCCACGUUUUCAAAAACCACUAAUGAUUGAGUCAAUCGAAAAAGAGUUUGACCAUGUUAAAACAAUGAGUCAGCUGUUUAAAACAUUACGGAAAAAUGUCUCGUGGUUUAAUUUUGAACUUGUUGUCAAGUUAGUCAAUACUUUCAUUACUGAUGAGAGAGAUUUACAGAGGAAGUGGUCCACAUAUCGGGAGAAAUUAAAAGAUUAUUUUAAGAAUAAUAAUACUCCAGCAGUUCAAAUUGCAGACUCAAUUGAGUUUGGUCUUUCUGAUGUUCCAGGCACUAAAGUAAUGAUUGCUAAGGUUGCCAGAGACGACUACACAUUAAAUGAUUUAUAUUUCUUUCACAAGCUAAUCGCUGAUGCACUUGAAGUUCCAGAAUAUAAUUUUCAUUUUUGUACAAUUCAAAAUGGCUGCAUGGAAUUAAAAUAUUCCAUUCCUGAUUUUUUUUAUUCUGUUCUCUUUCCAUUAACCAAUCAACAGUGUCAUUCAUUGGCUGAGAUUGGAAUCAUAAAAAUUACUUGUCAUGAAUAUGUACAUGAAAUGAAGCAGUUGCCAGAAAAUCAAUUAAAGAAGCUACAUGAUUCUUUUAUUGGUAAUUAUCAUUAUUAA